AUGGCCACAGAAUACAAACUCAAGGACAUCUCGUCCCUACAAGAUAUCCCUAACUAUGAGAAAGUCGAGUCAGAGGUCGAAGGUGUGCCCGAUGGAAAGGUGCUGGUUGUUAGAUUAGAGGAUGAUAAGUUUCAUGCCAUAAGCCCCAAAUGCACGCAUUACGGCGCCCCGUUGAAAUUGGGUGUUGUUGCACCGGAUGGGCGUAUUACAUGCCCAUGGCACGGAGCAUGUUUUUCCGUCACCACGGGUGAGAUUGAAGAUGCCCCGGCCCCGAACCGCUUGAAUACAUUCGAAGUCUACGAAAAACAAGGCGCAGUCUAUAUCAAAGGCGAAGAAGGCGCCAUCAAAGCCGGACAACGAGACCCGAACCUCAAAUGCUCGGCCUCAACUGACGAGAAGGUCGUCGUUAUCGGAGGAGGAAGCGGUUCCCUCGGCACAGUACAGACCCUGCGCGAACUCAACUUCAAAGGUAGUAUCMCCCUGAUCACCAAAGAACCCAACCUGCCACUCGACCGCACAAAACUCUCCAAAGCUCUGAUCGCAGAUGCAUCCAAGAUUGAGAUUCGGCCGGCAGAAUGGUACUCCAACGCCGGCAUCGACGUAGUUCACGACGAAGUCACAGCCGUCGACUUUGCGAAGAAAUCCGUAUCAACCCAAUCCGACAAAUCAUUCCCUUACACAAAACUUGUCCUAGCUACAGGCGGCGUCCCCCGCAGCCUCCCGCUCGACGGGUUCAAGGAUCUGGGAAAUAUCUUCCAGCUCCGCUUCGUAUCAGACAUACAAAACAUCCUCGGCGCACUGGGCGAAGAGAAGAAGAAAGUCGUGAUCAUUGGCAGCUCCUUCAUCGGCAUGGAAAUCGGCAACGCGCUCUCCAAAAACCACGACGUGAGCAUCGUGGGCAUGGAGAAGGCGCCCCUGGAACGAGUCAUGGGUGAGAAAGUCGGCCAGAUAUUCCAAGGUCUCCUCGAGAAAUCCGGCGUAAAGUUUUAUCUGAACGCGAGCGUCGACAAGGCCACCCCUUCUGCCUCCAAUCCCGGAAAAGUAGGCGCCGUCCACCUUAAGGACGGCACAAGCCUGCCCGCAGACGUCGUCAUCUUGGGCAUCGGCGUGAAACCCGCUACCGACUUUCUGGCAAACAACUCUGCCAUCUCGUUGGAAAAGGACGGCUCAAUCCGCACAGACGAGACGUUCGCGAUCCCCGCCCUGAAUGGCGAUGUAUACGCCAUCGGCGACAUAGCGACAUACACCUACCACGGACCUGGCUCCGCGCCAGAGACAGGUUCCCCCGUGCGAAUCGAGCAUUGGAACGUGGCCCAGAACGCGGGUCGAGCCGUCGCCCGCUCGAUCGUCAACAAACCCUCCAGCCCACGCAAACAACACAAAGCUUUUAUUCCUGUAUUCUGGUCCGCACUAGGCCAACAACUCCGCUACUGCGGAAAUACAGUGGCCUCCAACGGCUACGACGAUUUAAUUCUCAAGGGUGAACCGGAGAAUGCAAAGUUUGCCGCUUAUUAUGCUAAGGGGGAGACGAUCGUGGCCGUUGCGACGAUGGGGAUGGAUCCGAUUAUGGUCAAAGCCGCGGAGUUGAUGAGGAGGGGGAAUAUGCCGAAGAAGGCGGAGAUUGAGGCUGGGGUGGAUUUGUUGAAGGUUGAUGUUCCGGGGCGUGUCGUUAUUUGA
Talaromyces amestolkiae is the source of this 1677-nucleotide messenger RNA. RefSeq lists its product as uncharacterized. The record is from RefSeq and is a predicted model, not a curated record. Bases 1 to 1677 code for a protein of 558 amino acids. Gene Ontology annotation, molecular function: flavin adenine dinucleotide binding; 2 iron, 2 sulfur cluster binding; oxidoreductase activity, acting on NAD(P)H. Lineage: Eukaryota; Fungi; Ascomycota; Eurotiomycetes; Eurotiales; Trichocomaceae. Gene Ontology annotation, cellular component: cytoplasm. The transcript is spliced from 3 exons.